AUGAGCGUGCCCGGGCCCCGGCCCGCGGAGCCCGCCACGGCACCCGCGCCCUCCCCGCCGGGACUCGCGCCCCCGGAACCCCUCCGGGCCCUGCGCGCGCUGCUCCUGGCCACGGGCGGCGCGGGGGGCUCGUGGCCUCGCUGCGUCCUGCCGUUCGGCGCCCUGGCGGUACUGGCUGGCGCAGCCGCCACGGCCAUCACCUUCUCGCUGCGCGGACCCCUGCUGGACUUGGCCCAGGGCGCGUCGCUGGCUGCGCUCGGCGGGGGCCUCGGGCUCCUGACCGCCGCCUUCCUGUGCUGGCGCGGGCGGAGGGCCGGGCGCGGCGGGGGGCGGGAGCUGGAGACGCCCUGA
This is a messenger RNA of Lepus europaeus (European hare), 351 nucleotides long. RefSeq names its product transmembrane protein 100-like. The record is from RefSeq and is a predicted model, not a curated record. The transcript has a single exon. Lineage: Eukaryota; Metazoa; Chordata; Mammalia; Lagomorpha; Leporidae. Bases 1 to 351 code for a protein of 116 amino acids.